ACCCGCAGCUCUCGUCACACUCAGGGAGCCCAGCCAGGGCUGGCAGAUCAGGCAGCCAAGCUGUCCUACGCCUCAGCUGAGUCGCUGGAGACCAUGUCUGAGGCAGAGCUGCCCCUGGGCUUCAGCAGGAUGAACCGCUUCCGACAGAGCCUGCCCCUCUCCCGCUCUGCCAGCCAGACCAAGCUGCGCUCACCAGGGGUGCUGUUCCUGCAGUUCGGGGAGGAGACCAGGCGCGUGCACAUCACGCACGAGGUCAGCAGCCUGGACACGCUGCACGCACUCAUCGCGCACAUGUUCCCGCAGAAGCUCACCAUGGGCAUGCUUAAGUCGCCCAACACCGCCAUCCUCAUCAAAGACGAGGCGCGCAACGUCUUCUACGAGCUGGAGGACGUCAGGGAUAUCCAGGACCGCAGUAUUAUCAAGAUAUACAGGAAGGAGCCUCUGUACGCAGCUUUCCCUGGCUCACACCUCACCAACGGAGACCUCCGGAGAGAGAUGGUGUACGCGUCGCGGGAGUCGUCGCCUACGCGGCGCCUCAACAACCUGUCGCCAGCCUCGCAUCUGGCGUCCGGCUCACCGCCGCCGGGGCUGCCGUCGGGGCUGCCGUCGGGCUCGCCGUCGCGCUCACGCCUCUCCUACGCCGGCGGGCGCCCGCCGUCGUACGCAGGCAGCCCGGUGCACCAUGCGGCCGAGCGGCUGGGAGGCGCCCCGGCUGCCCAGGGCGUCAGCCCCAGCCCCAGCGCCAUUCUGGAGCGGCGCGACGUGAAGCCCGACGAGGACCUGGCGGGCAAGGCGGGCGGCAUGGUGCUGGUGAAGGGCGAGGGCCUCUACGCCGACCCUUACGGGCUGCUGCACGAGGGUCGCCUGAGUCUGGCGGCGGCCGCUGGCGACCCGUUCGCCUACCCAGGCGCGGGCGGGCUGUACAAGCGCGGCUCGGUGCGCUCGCUCAGCACCUACUCGGCCGCCGCGCUGCAGUCGGACCUGGAGGACUCGCUGUACAAGGCGGCGGGCGGCGGUGGCCCGCUCUACGGCGACGGCUACGGCUUCCGCCUGCCCCCUUCGUCGCCGCAGAAGCUGGCCGACGUGGCGGCGCCCCCCGGAGGACCACCGCCGCCGCACAGCCCCUACUCCGGGCCACCCAGCCGCGGCUCUCCCGUGCGCCAAUCCUUCCGCAAGGACUCUGGCUCCUCGUCAGUCUUCGCCGAGAGUCCCGGAGGCAAGACCCGCAGCACUGGGAGCACCUCGACGGCCGGAGCCCCUCCUCCUGAGCUCUUCCCCGGGCCCGGGGAGCGCUCCCUCGUGGGGUUCGGGCCGCCGGUGCCAGCCAAGGACACAGAGACCAGAGAGCGCAUGGAGGCCAUGGAGAAGCAGAUUGCCAGCCUCACAGGCCUGGUGCAGAGUGCCCUACUUCGAGGCUCAGAGCCUGAGCCGCCAAGUGAGAAGAUUGAAGGCUCCAAUGGAGCAGCCACCCCCUCAGCACCGUGUGGGUCAGGCAGCAGAAGCAGCGGGGCCACCCCGGUAUCUGGCCCUCCCCCACCCUCGGCCAGUAGCACCCCUGCGGGUCAGCCCACCGCAGUCAGCCGUCUGCAGAUGCAGCUGCACCUGCGUGGCCUGCAGAACAGCGCCAGCGACCUGCGCGGCCAGCUUCAGCAGUUGCGCAAGCUCCAGCUCCAGAACCAGGAGUCGGUGCGCGCGCUGCUGAAGCGCACUGAGGCGGAACUGAGCAUGCGCGUGUCGGAGGCGGCGCGGCGGCAGGAGGACCCACUGCAGAGGCAGCGCACCCUGGUGGAAGAGGAGCGGCUGCGCUACCUCAACGACGAGGAGCUCAUCACCCAGCAGCUCAAGUGA
Messenger RNA from Castor canadensis (American beaver), 1848 nucleotides. The record is from RefSeq and is a predicted model, not a curated record. Lineage: Eukaryota; Metazoa; Chordata; Mammalia; Rodentia; Castoridae.